Messenger RNA from Periconia digitata, 1913 nucleotides. Lineage: Eukaryota; Fungi; Ascomycota; Dothideomycetes; Pleosporales; Periconiaceae. The record is from the annotation of a GenBank genome assembly.
UUGAGAUUGGCAUUUGGACCUCGGCAUCGCUGGCCAAGCGGGCGCCGCGGAUCGCAGGGCAUGUGAAGGCACAACUACAACUUGGCCCCGACAUCGUCACACGACGAGCUUCCACCGCAACAGCACGAGCUUCUUUUCUUUUUCCCUUAUUGUUACUCGCCAAAUAUCCUUCUUCUGCUGCCUCAAUUGCAGCCAUCCAGCACCGAAUGCCCGGCUCAUCCAGGCUGCCCGUCAGCCUCCGCGACACGUUCAAUGCCCGCGCGGGCUCUGUAAAGAGCGGCCAGCUCGCCGCCCUCAACGUCGACCUGGUGCGCAACAUCAUCUUCAUCCUGUUUGUGCUGCGCUGGACCCGCAAGCUCUUCUACCAGCUCAAAGGCCGCGGCCUCAUCGGCUCGUCUGUCGACAUCUACACCUACGUCCGCCGCACGCUAUACGGCCUCUUCCUCCGCGCCCCAGGUGUGCGCACCAAAGUCCAAACCCAGGUCGCCGAAUCCAUCCUCAAGCUCGAACGCAAACUCGUCCCCUCUGGCCCGGGAAUCACACGCAUCACCUCCCUCCCCGCCCAAGGAUGGACCGAAGACGAAGUCCGCGCCAAACUCGAUGAAUUGGCCCAGAUGGAACACACGCGCUGGGAAGACGGCCGGGUCAGCGGGGCAGUCUACCACGGCGGCGACGACCUGAUGCGCCUCCAGACCGAAGCCUUUGGCAAAUUCACCGUCUCCAACCCUAUCCACCCAGACGUCUUCCCAGGCGUGCGCAAAAUGGAAGCCGAAGUCGUCGCCAUGGUCCUGUCCCUCUUCAACGCUCCCGAGUCGGCCGUGGGCGUCACCACCAGUGGCGGUACCGAGUCCAUCCUCAUGGCCGUCCUCUCUGCCCGCAAUAAAGCCUAUGCCGAGCGCGGCGUCACCUCCCCCGAGAUGAUCCUCCCGGAAACCGCGCACACGGCUUUCCGCAAAGCAGGCGAAUACUUCAAAAUCAAGAUACACCUCGUAGCAUGCAACGCCCCCUCGUACAAGCCCGCAACAUCCUCCAUCUCCCGCCUCAUCAACCCAAACACAAUCCUUCUAGUCGGCUCCGCGCCCAACUUCCCCCACGGAAUCAUCGACGACAUCACCUCGCUUUCCCGCCUCGCACACAAGAAGAAAUUGCCCCUCCACGUAGACUGCUGUCUCGGCUCCUUCAUCAUGCCCAUGCUCUCCGCCGCAGGCUUCGACUCUGAACCCUUCGACUUUGCCCUAAAAGGCGUGACUUCCAUCUCCGUCGACACCCACAAAUACGGCUUUGCCCCCAAGGGCAACUCAACCGUGCUCUACCGCUCCGACGAAUACCGCAAAUACCAAUACUUCAUUGCGCCCGACUGGCCGGGAGGCGUCUACGCGUCCCCUUCAAUCGCCGGAUCCCGUCCCGGCGCGCUGAUCGCCGGAUGCUGGGCUUCUUUGGUAAAACAAGGAACAAACGGCUACAUCGAUGCGGCGCACAAAAUCGUCGGUGGCAUGAAGAAGAUCGAGGCUGCGAUCCGCACGCACCCCUCUCUAUCCUCUGACCUCAAGGUCGUGGGUAAACCUUUGGUUUCAGUCAUUGCGUUCCUCUCGCCUACACUGGACAUCUACGACAUCGCCGAUGCUAUGAAUGACAAAGGGUGGCAUCUCAAUGCUCUCCAGUCCCCGCCCGCCAUACACAUUGCCGUUACUCUCCCCAUCGUUGCCGUCGUCGACAAGCUUGUUGAAGAUAUGGUCGAGGUCGUCGAGGACGUCAAGGAGAAGGAGCGAGCGAGGAUUGCGCAGGGAGGUAGUGGGAAGGGGGCUGCCAAGGGGGAUACUGCGGCGCUUUAUGGCGUUGCGGGGAGUUUGCCGAAUAAGAGUGUUGUUGUGGACUUGGCCAAGGGCUUUUUGGAUACCUUAUAUAAAGUUUAG